Molecule: messenger RNA, 1739 nt
Organism: Syzygium oleosum
Lineage: Eukaryota; Viridiplantae; Streptophyta; Magnoliopsida; Myrtales; Myrtaceae
Product: protein SCARECROW-like
Exons: 1
Coding region: 98-1579 (493 amino acids)
Biological process (GO): regulation of DNA-templated transcription
Cellular component (GO): nucleus
Molecular function (GO): DNA-binding transcription factor activity; sequence-specific DNA binding
Source: RefSeq, a predicted model, not a curated record
CUCAACAAGCCCUCUCCCCUCUCCCACUCUCUAAGUUAUAGCUAGUUUGCUGGUUUGCUGGUUUGCUUUUGCUUCUGGCAGUCCAAUUCCAGUAUUGAUGCUGCAAGGAGGAUUUGAAGUGGUGAAUAGGGCUCUUGACAUGACGCCACCCCAUGAAUUGUGGGACUCUAGUGGGUUCUCUAACCUGGCUUCGGCCCGCUGCGCAGGCUCGGAGCAGAAUGAGCUCUCCGAGUGGGUGGAACAGGUCACCAAGCAGCUCAUUGACGACUUGCCCGAGACGCCCGGCACGGGUGCUGACAGGGGCUUCCACGCCAACUCGGAGAUGGCGUCGGAGGAUUGCAUCCCAUCGAUCCUCGGCGACUUGAGGUCGAGCAAGGCUCUAAGGUCGAAUGUUAUCCAUCAGCACCUUGAGAGCAAUGGCAACUCGAUUCAUUGGGGCAACGAAGUAGGCCCUAGUGAUAGCAAUGGCCUUGGCCUACUAACGCUCCUCCUUGAGUGUGCUGUGGCUAUUUCUGUGGACAACUUGGGUGAGGCACAUAGAAUGUUGCUUGAGCUGACCCAAAUGGCCUCGCCGUACGGCCCCUCGUGUGCCGAGAGGAUCGUCGCCUACUUCGCCAAGGCGAUGUCCAGCCGGGUCAUCAACGCGUGGCUCGGCAUUUGCUCGCCCCUAGUUGACUACAAGAGCGUCCACUCCGCGUUCCAGGUCUUCAACAACGUCUCGCCCUUUGUCAAGUUCGCGCAUUUCACCUCCAACCAGGCCAUCCUCGAAGCCUUCCACCGCUGCGAUCGAGUCCACAUUAUCGACCUCGACAUAAUGCAAGGCCUGCAGUGGCCGGCCCUCUUCCACAUCCUGGCCACGCGCAUCGAGGGGCCACCACACGUGCGGAUGACUGGGAUGGGCGCUUCAAUGGAGCUCCUUGUUGAGACGGGAAGGCAGCUCUCGAACUUCGCCAAGCGGCUCGGGAUGUCCUUUGAGUUCCACCCAGUCACAGGGAAGUUCGGGGAGAUCGCCGACCUCCCAUACUUAGUGCAACUCCGGCGGGGCGAGACCCUUGCUGUGCACUGGCUCCAGCAUUCCCUCUAUGACGCGACAGGGCCCGACUGGAAGAUGAUGAGGCUGCUUGAGGAGAUGGCCCCGCGCGUGAUCACGCUGGUGGAGCAGGAUGUCUCGCACGGGGGGUCGUUCCUGGACCGCUUCGUCGGGUCGCUCCACUACUACUCAACCCUCUUCGACUCCCUCGGCGCAUGCCUGCCGUGCGAUGACCCUAGCCGGCACCGGGUCGAGGACGGGCUCAUGCACCGGGAGAUCAACAACAUACUGGCGAUCGGCGGGCCCGGGCGGAGCGGGGAGGACAAGUUCAGGAGCUGGAGGAGCGAAUUGCAGGGAAGAAGUGGGAGCUUCAUGCAAAUCCCCAUGAGCGCCAACUCGAUGGCUCAAGCGCAGCUGAUACUGAACAUGUUCCCUCCUACUCAGGGGUAUAGCCUUGUGCAAGGCGAUGGAACACUUAGGCUUGGUUGGAAGGACACAAGCUUGUACACUGCCUCUGCUUGGACUUCAAUUGCUCAUCAUCAUAGAUAGAUGGAGCAUUAGGUUGAAAGUUUUAACUCUUGAUCAUCGUGAUACAUACUCGAUCUCAAGCUUAUUUAAUUAGGAAGUGUUCUGAUUAGUUGUGAUCUCUCUUCCCUCUGAUGGGUGUGUUGGCAUUUCGAGUGCUUAUUAAUUGCGUUGGAGUUUUGAG